This is a messenger RNA of Dothidotthia symphoricarpi CBS 119687, 2529 nucleotides long. RefSeq lists its product as uncharacterized. NCBI's taxonomy places the organism in Eukaryota, Fungi, Ascomycota, Dothideomycetes, Pleosporales, Dothidotthiaceae. The transcript has a single exon. Bases 1 to 2529 code for a protein of 842 amino acids. The record is from RefSeq and is a predicted model, not a curated record.
AUGCUACGUCUAAAGCCGUCAGAGCUCACACUGACAUCCGAUGAUAUCGAGGAAACGUUUCGUCGUAUGGCACACAGACGAGCCCACGCAGCUGCCCCAAACCAUCAUGCACGGUCUCCUAUGCAAUCUGGACGGCCAAUACUCAGACGCGGUCCUCAGAGAUCGAUGCGGGAGGCCAUGAGGACGCUUGGGGAUAUUCCUAUCUUACGACCUCAACCUCAUCAAACCUUUCAUGUCCCUGUGGAAGAAGACGACGAAGACCAUGACACGUACGAACCACUUCUCUCAAGAGGAAGGCAACGUAUCGACAGCGUUGUGGGUGUCACCACGACUUCGUAUACACAUCAACAGCACACAUCACCAACCCCCAGUGCUGCCUCCUCGAUAUCUCGUAGCAUGCAGCUGCCUCUCAGGCCCGCACGAAGCCAUGAAGAGUCGAGUAUACAGGCUAGUUCUGACGUGCAAGUUCUCGAAGAUAUGGUUGUACCUCUAGAUCCCAUGUCUGGAUAUCCAGUAUUUGGCCGAUCCAGGACAAACACAUCCGACGAAGCGGAUAAGGCUCCCUCGCAAUAUGGCUCGACAACCCCUACCAGUGGCCCGGCUGAGUUGCGAGGAGGCGGUGGUCGUCCCAACAGGUCUCGCCUUCACCCUCCGUCUGGUCGACAUGCACCUGUGGUCACUUCCAGCCCACCACAACACGAGGCGUCCUGUCCUGAUCCCACCGAUGGCCAUCCUAAUGUCGAAAAUGGAAUGAAAAUACGGCACUUGAAAGGAUACUUCACUGGUACAAAGUGGCUCGAUUAUGACUUUGUUGAGUCCCAUUCAUUGCCCCACACCGAACCACGUCGACCCAGCGAACGCUACCCGGUGCCUACGCGAAGUCGAUCGUCAGAUAGCGUUCCUGCUUUCUCGUUACUGAGACAACGACCGGAACCGUCAGAGUCUUCUGCAGAUGACGUGUUUGGAGGCAUCGCAGCGCCUGAGCCUCCUUCGAGGUUAGGGGGCAGAGUUUCACAUACUUCACAUACUUCAGAUGCACGUAACCCAUACUCUCUCUCGGGGAGCAGAGCCGCUGCAAGGUCAACGAGAUUCGAUAGCGGAGCUUCAAGCGCCAGUCUUGCGUAUUCGUACUACGAGCUUCCUGGUUCUCGACAAUCUAGUGGCGAGCAGGGCCAGUACGUCCAGUCACAGUAUGAUGGAACGGCUGCCGUGAGGACCUCCAACCAAGGAGCGUAUUUUUCCAUCCCUGCAUCGCAGGUUCGCGCACCAGACAGUGUUCCAAUACCCCUGCCAUCGUGUCCUUCGUCGCACCCGGCUGCCGCCACCCAACAUAGUAUUUCACCACUACCGGCGAUACCAUACGCUCGCGCCACACGAGCCGCUACUGGCAGCUUCAACACAACUGACGUGUAUGGACAAUACCUCGAUGCAACCACUGCAGCGGGUCGAGACCUACCUUCCCCGCUUGACCAGUUCCAGGAGCAUUUCCGACAACUUGCGCGAGCCCAGAAUACUCGACGGGCAGUGUCUGGUCAGGUCAAUGUUCCACAGCACCCAGUCGGAAAUCCUGACACAAAUUGGACUCGCCGAGGUGUUUCCGGGGUGGUGGGUCAACGGUACUACACUGAGGACAACCCUCAAAUGCAGAGAUGGAGCAGCCAUCAUCUGCCUCAAGCCCCUGUACCUUAUGCAACCCUCCGUUAUCCAGAGCAUCUUUCCUCUCCAAUAGUCAACCCUACACGGCGCAGUACCCCGGAGACGAGGGCAAACCAUCGCUCGAGUGAGCUCGAUCUUGCCGGACGUAGUCCUCACGAUCUGCGAGCUCAGACUCACGAGUCGGCUUAUGAGAGACUACAGACCGCCAUCCAGGCCAUACAGCAGACGAGUGCAAGAAGCAGCCACCAACCAGGCCCUUCUCGUUUCAGCAUGCCACAGGGAACUGCUGCUCGCGAAGUGCCGAAUCAAUCUCGAAUGCACUCAAUGCACCAGCACGCAGCACAUAGAGACCCGUCACACAACUACUAUGACGGGACCGGUCUAUCAAGCAGUCCGUCCUACAAUCCCUACACCGGGACCGAACCAUCAAGCACUCCACCCCAGCUCCAAAACUACGCCCAUCCCGAAGCACCCCGAACAUCGCCCUCCUUCCCACCCCGCCUUCCAUCCCGCCACACCUCCACCCAACACCCCGCCGAACCCUCCCACCGCAACAACCCCACACGCCCCCACCACCUCGCCCCACCACCCCACUACCGCGACCUCCCCUCCACAUCCCUCACCUUCGACCACGGCAGCGGCACAACAAGUCGCUGGUCCCCGCUCAUACGCGCCGCAACUUCGUCGGCGCGUCCACACCGCCCGCGCGUGUCGCUGCUGCAGAUGAACCAGGAGAACGAGGGCGAGGCUGAGGUGCAGAUGAUGCGGCUGGAGCAGAGUGCGUUUGAGGCGAGGUUUGGCGAGGGUGCGCAGAUGCAUGUCAUGGAUGAGACGCCGCCGCGGGUUGGGCGCGUGGAGCGGUUUAUGGGGUAG